Messenger RNA from Triticum turgidum subsp. durum (durum wheat), 1251 nucleotides. NCBI's taxonomy places the organism in Eukaryota, Viridiplantae, Streptophyta, Magnoliopsida, Poales, Poaceae. The record is from the annotation of a GenBank genome assembly.
AUGGACAGCGCGAGGAGCUGUCUCGUGGACGACGUGAGCAGCGGCGCGUCCACGGGCAAGAAGGCCUCUCCGGCGCCAGCCGCGCCGGCGACCAUGCCGCUGCAGCGGGUCGGCAGCGGGGCCAGCGCGGUCAUGGACGCGCCGGAGCCCGGCGCCGAGGCGGACUCCGCCCGCGGCGGGCGGCUGCCGUCGUCCAAGUACAAGGGCGUGGUGCCGCAGCCCAACGGGCGCUGGGGCGCGCAGAUCUACGAACGCCACCAGCGCGUCUGGCUCGGCACGUUCACGGGGGAGGCCGAGGCUGCACGCGCCUACGACGCGGCAGCGCAGCGCUUCCGCGGCCGCGAUGCCGUCACCAACUUCCGCCCGCUCGCUGAGUCCGACCCCGGCGACGCCGCCGAGCUCCGCUUCCUCGCCGCCCGCUCCAAGGCCGAGGUCGUCGACAUGCUGCGCAAGCACAUCUACCCCGACGAGCUCGCACAGUACAAGCGCGCCUUCCUCGCCUCGGCGGCGUCCUCCCCUACGUCGUCUUCGUCAGCUCCCGCCUCGUCGGCUCCUUCAGCCGCGGCGCCCUCCGCGGCGGCGCGGCGCGAGCACCUGUUCGACAAGACGGUCACGCCCAGCGACGUGGGGAAGCUGAACCGGCUGGUGAUCCCGAAGCAGCACGCCGAGAAGCACUUCCCACUGCAGCUCCCUUCUGCCAGCGCCGUCGUGCCAGGCGAGUGCAAGGGCAUGCUGCUCAACUUCGACGACGCGGUCGGAAAGAUGUGGAGGUUCCGGUACUCGUACUGGAAUAGCAGCCAGAGCUACGUGCUCACCAAGGGGUGGAGCCGCUUCGUCAAGGAGAAGGGCCUGCACGCCGGCGAUGCGGUCGGGUUCUACCGCUCCGCCUCCGGCAACAACCAGCUCUUCGUCGACUGCAAGAUCCGGUCCAACUCCACGACGACGACGACGACGACCUUCCUUAACGCGGUGGCCGCCCCGUCGCCGGCACCGGUGACGAGGACCGUGAGACUGUUCGGCGUCGACCUUCUCGCGGCACCGGCGCCCGAGCACGAGGAGUACGGCAUGGCCAAGACAAACAAGAGAUCCAUGGACGCCAGCGUAGAGGCGCCCACUCCGGCGCACGCGGUCUGGAAGAAGCGGUGCGUAGACUUCGCGCUGACCUAUAGACUUGCCACCGCCCCAGAGUUCCCGAGGUCAAGAGAUCAACUAGAAGGAGUACAGGCAGCAGGGAGUACAUUUGCUCUAUAG